AUGACUCAACCAUCACAGCCAGCAUUUGGGAGCAAUAUGUUUGGUAGCUCCAUGCCAUUUGGUGGAAGUCAGUCUGCAUUUGGUACUACUAGCACCACUAGCACCCCAGCCUUUGGUGCCACAACUCUGCCUUCUGGGGCCAUUGGCACCCUACCAUUUGGUGCUAUAGGUUCUCAGGCAUUUGGUGGUACAACUACUCCGGUCUUUGGCUCAACAAGGAGUCCUGUGCGCAUUGGGGGAUUCAAGAACCCCAAUGAGCUCAAGCAACAAUGCCAACAGCCGGGCACACUGGCUUUUGGAAUUCAGCUUUUGGGGGCGACCGUGGGGAAAGUAGAUCGAGUGGCUACAUACACAGGCACACUUGCACCAGAUUCUUUGGGUGGACUGACUCCUGCUGGUGGCAGUGGGUUUGGCGUUUGGCACCUCUACCACAGAACAGGUGGUGCUUUUGGACAAACAUCCACUUCCUUUUGGCCAACUCAAACUCCCUCUGGUCAAACAAGUAUGUUCAAUACCCCUUCCACUGGGCUUUCUACCACAACCAAUUCUUUUGCACCCUCAUCUUCAUCUCCAUCAGUCUUUGGACAAAUGCCCACUCCCUUUCCUUCUAGCUCACAGGCCAUAUCUGCGAUUCCAUUUUCAGCUUCUCCUUCAACAUAUAAUUCUGGCCUACAUAGUUUCACACCUUCAACACCACAGACAGGUGGUACUUUUGGGCAGACAUCCACUCUCUUUGGUCAAAACAUAUCCAAUACUCCUUUCACUAGUAUUGGUUCAGGGAGCUCUUCGGCAGCUAUUCCUACAAGCAACCCAAUUUGCUUCAGUCAACCAGCUACAAGGACUUGGACAAAGACACAGAUAUCGACGAUUGGGUCUUCUGCUGAUCCUUCGGCUGCAAGAAUGAUGGUCAAUGGUGAGGACGAUGCUGCUGAUCUCUUGUCUUUCCUUUAUGAGAUUGAGAUCGACGAUCGAGUUAUAGCUGAUUUCUGA
This is a messenger RNA of Rosa chinensis, 990 nucleotides long. Its product is annotated as nuclear pore complex protein NUP98B-like. The record is from RefSeq and is a predicted model, not a curated record. Lineage: Eukaryota; Viridiplantae; Streptophyta; Magnoliopsida; Rosales; Rosaceae. Bases 1 to 990 code for a protein of 329 amino acids. The transcript has 6 exons.